Peromyscus leucopus (white-footed mouse) is the source of this 1448-nucleotide messenger RNA. RefSeq names its product transmembrane protein 45B (gene Tmem45b). Lineage: Eukaryota; Metazoa; Chordata; Mammalia; Rodentia; Cricetidae. The coding region runs from base 75 to 911 and encodes 278 amino acids. The record is from RefSeq and is a predicted model, not a curated record. The transcript is spliced from 6 exons.
CCCGCGGCCACAUUCGUGGCCGGAGCUGACAAGUGAACACCUCUGAGGCUCGGAUAAGGUGUCCUAAAACACUGAUGGCAAACUUUAAGGGCCACGCUCUCCCAGGGAGUUUCUUUCUGCUGUUUGGACUAUGGUGGUCAGUGAAGUACCCACUGAAGUACUUUCAUCAAAAGGGCCUAAAGAAGAACAGACUGAGCCAGCAGCAACAGCGUAUUGAGAUCAUUGAAGGUGCAGUCAAGACUUUGUUCGCAGUCAUCGGGAUGCUGGCAGAGCAGUUUGUUCCAGAUGGGCCUCACCUCCACCUCUACCAUGAGAAUCAAUGGACAAAGCUAAUGAACUGGCAGCACAGCACCAUGUACCUGUUCUUUGGUAUCUCAGGACUCAUCGACAUGCUCACCUACCUUUACUUCAACAUUGUGCCCCUGGGGGUAGACAGAGUGGUUUUAGCUAUGGCAGUAUUCAAUGAAGGUUUUCUCUUCUAUUACCACGUUCACAACCGACCUCCACUGGACCAGCACAUUCACUCACUCCUGCUGUUUGGUUUGUUUGGAGCAAGUAUCAGUAUCUUACUGGAGGUGAUCUUACGGGAUAAUAUUGUGCUGGAACUUUUCCGAACCAGUCUCCUUAUUCUUCAGGGAACCUGGUUCUGGCAGAUUGGAUUUGUCCUGUUCCCCCCCUUUGGAACACCAGAAUGGGACCAGAAAGACAUGGACAAUGUCAUGUUUAUCACCAUGUGCUUCUGCUGGCACUAUUUGGUUGCCCUUUGCAUCACAGCUAUCAACUACUCCCUUGUUUACUGCUUUCUGAGUCGGGUGAAGAGACAUGCAGAAGGAGAAAUCAUUGGCAUUCAGAAGCUCAAGUCUGACCACACUUACCAGUCAGCCCUUUUGAGUGGCUCGGAUGAGGAGUGACAUCAGACCUUGGGGAAGUGGAGCCCUCACAUCCUUUGUGAAUAGCUGGAGUGAAUGCAGCAUGUCCCCUCUACUUUAAGGCUUGCUUUAGUGUGCUCUUAGCGCUCCACAUUUGCGUUCCUCAUCUAAUACAAAGCCAGAGGCUCAGAUACAGGAAAAUAGAUCUCAGGUGUUUUUAUGUACCACGCUAUUUGGAUAUUUAAGUAUAACUGAACUUACAAAGUCUGUAUUAGAGUAAUACCAUUCAUACAGAAAAAUGAAGACCUUUCAGUAGCAAGCCUGUUCUUGUAGAGGAAUUGCUGUAAGACUCUGAACACCUCCAACAGGACGUGACUGUGUGGAUGAAGUGAACUGUGACUCUGACAGGACAUUACGUGCUGCUUUGGAUAACUUGCCCCUCUUCUCUCAAUCACGCAGGUCCUUUCUUCUCAGAAAUGUGUCAGGACUUAGGGAAUGACAGACAGUGCCUUCAAUUCAGAGUCAAUUCUAACAUGUUUUUUAAAUAAUAAAGAAACUCAUGAGCUUUGGUAUUUGAAA